GGAUGAUCCGGGAGGGAAUCAAGAACAAGGUCAUGUACGAGGGCAGCGUGUUGGACCCCACCAAGAGGCCUGCAGCGGAAACACCUCCGGGGGCUUCGUGACCCCAAACAAAAAGAGGAGAGGCUCCCUGUUGGGGAUACAGAGACUUAACAUUUCUGCUUCGACUGCACUAAUGAGGUAAAGGACUGUAAAUCAAGAGUUUCAUGGGCUCUGUUUGGUGAGAUCCGGCAUGUUCAAAACCCCACAUAUGGAGUUUUUGAAGCUGUUCCUAAAAGUGAAUCCUGAAGAGUUUAAAUUUAAUAUGUUGUGAGUUUUUGUUCCACCCCUACAUCGACCAAUCAAAUGUUCCUCCCUGUGAUUAAUGACUUCAUUUCCUCUGUCAGAAAAUGUAUUCUGCUCACCAAUCAACCGGAAAUGUUUUAAAGGAAUUCAAUAACAGCUAUUUUGUCUGGAUUACAGGGGAAAGAAAAAGCCCCAAAUUGAUGUUAAACCGAGGGUUGACAAAAUGCAAAAUUCUGUCGAUUACCUGCUGUGACAUCGCUGAUAGGGGCGUGGCCUAAAUGUAAUGCCUUUUUUAAAUUCACCUUAAACCUUUGUAUUAUUUAAAUGUGUGGAAAAUAAAUGAUGUAAGAUGUGAAAA
Trematomus bernacchii (emerald rockcod) is the source of this 640-nucleotide messenger RNA. RefSeq names its product cytochrome c oxidase assembly protein COX20, mitochondrial-like. Gene Ontology annotation, cellular component: mitochondrion; mitochondrial inner membrane. The record is from RefSeq and is a predicted model, not a curated record. NCBI's taxonomy places the organism in Eukaryota, Metazoa, Chordata, Actinopteri, Perciformes, Nototheniidae. Gene Ontology annotation, biological process: mitochondrial respiratory chain complex IV assembly.